This is a messenger RNA of Cetraspora pellucida, 573 nucleotides long. Lineage: Eukaryota; Fungi; Glomeromycota; Glomeromycetes; Diversisporales; Gigasporaceae. The record is from the annotation of a GenBank genome assembly.
AUGGCACGAUUACUUUUAGCUUUGUUAUUAGUCUCUUUUUCUGCUCUUAUCUCUGCUACUGUAUACCCAAUUAUGGUCGGUCAGGGUGGAAAUUUUUUUGUGCCAGCAAAUGUUACUGGCUUAAAAGUGGGUGAUAUGAUUAAUUUCACAUGGGUCGCUGGUACGCACAGCGUUGUUCUAUCGGAUGCCCCUGCUGGAACCUGUGUCCAAUCCCAAUCUAUACCAAAUGCUCUAUUCCAAACUCCAACUAAUCAAACUGGUUUUAGUAAAAUGUUCAACAUCACUGAAACUACUCCACAAACCGUAUGGUACUUCUGUAGUGUAGGUACUCACUGCCAGAACGGUAUGUUCGGUACCUUAAAACUCGAAAGUGCUUCAAAUUCAACUACUCCAUCUCCUCCAAGUUCUUCAAGUUCUCCAAAUUCUCCAAGUUCUCCAAAAUCUCCAGCAAAUCCUUCUCAACCAGCUGGUACAGAAACUGCUAAAGCUUCAUCUGCUAAUAAGGGUGAAAUUAGUGGUGCUUUAAUUAUUGGUUCUGGACUUUUAAUGUAUUUUGCUGGACUAUUUUUAUAA